Messenger RNA from Theobroma umbraticum, 2254 nucleotides. Its product is annotated as phosphoinositide binding protein. NCBI's taxonomy places the organism in Eukaryota, Viridiplantae, Streptophyta, Magnoliopsida, Malvales, Malvaceae. The record is from RefSeq and is a predicted model, not a curated record.
GUAGUCCAUAGACAUUAUAAAUUGGAUUAUGAGACCACAUUCAAAUACCAAACUCCAUUACCAUAUUGAGCAGGAUAAUUGUCAGUAGAUUUUGGUCCAAACUGUAUAUUCCAUACUAUGCAAAAGAAACGAGUUCUGUCAGAAUUUAGGACAAAGAAAAAGAAAAACUUUUCCAGAAGCCUGUCAGAUAUCAACAAUUUUUUAGAGUAGAUGGAGAAAAAGGAGGUGCCAAAAAAAAAAGAAGAAGAAAUUGUAAGUGAUCAGGUAUGGCCCUGUUGAGCCUCAGUGCGUGUUGGGGCCCCUGUUUUUUGCUUUGCAUUUGCUUCUAGACAUCUGUUCAAUGGCAAGCUUCGGGUACAGCUUAUACUGCAAAGGGUUUGUUGGGCGUGCGAGAGGGCCCUGGCCACUAGCUUCAGUCACGGAUAAUGGUGACAAAAGAGAACUCAGGUCAUUAUGACUACGCCGCUCACCCAUUAUAUCCUUUGUUCUUUAUAAAUUAUUCUGUAAAGCUGAAAAACGGGGGAAGUUGAGGACAAAGUUGAACUGCGUUUCAUGGGAGCCUUUCCGGUACAAUAGAAUAUAUCCCCUUCGCUUUUGUUUUUCUCUCUCUUUUCGUUUUUCCCAAUAAAGAAACCAUGCAGCUUAGAUUCACUUCCCAUGUUAAAUGUCAAACUGUUUCUUUCUCUUCCUUGGCUUGUUCUUGCUGUGUUUGCUGGAAUCGAAGUCUCAGCUUGAGUGAAAGUGGAGAGGAAGAGAAGUUUAAAAUGAGCUCAUGCAGUAUAAAGAGCUCGUCACAGAGGCUGGAAAAUAUAGAUGAGAAUGGUCGUGCAAGGUGGUUACCACUGUCUGGCCCCCCGCCUGAAACUCCUACAGAGUCCAUGGAGUUUCUUGCCAGAUCAUGGAGUCUCUCGGCUAUGGAACUGUCCAAAGCUCUUGCGAAGACGCAUGUAGCUUCCGACGGUCUUGAUCAGAAGCCAUCUGUUUCUUCUGUUGGACAUGAAACGCAUGAUGCAAGUUCUACUUCUUCAAGGGAACCUCUAGUUCAGCAGUUACCUGGUGGCGGUAGCCCUCCAAUAUCACCAAGGGAGAGUGAAGAUUUAAAGGAAUUAUUUUUACUUCAUCAAGCACUGCAUCAGGAAUUUCUCUCUAAUCAACAACUGCUUAAAAAUGGGGUAUACAAGAGCAUAGUAAGAGGGCGAACAAUGGGGAGAUGGCAGAAGGAUCAGAAAGAGAGGAAGAAGCAGGAAAUCAGAACCCACAACGCACAACUACAUGCAGCCGUAUCAGUUGCUGGAGUUGCAGCUGCCGUUGCAGCAGUUGCAGCCUCAAGUGUAAUGUUGCCGGAAAUGACAACUACCUGUCAGAAGUCAUCUUCUAAAGUAACAACUGCUAUUGCGUCUGCGGCGGCUCUUGUUGCAUCGCACUGCAUUGAGAUUGCAGAGGACAUGGGAGCUGAUCAUGACCAAAUUUUAACGGUAGUCAACUCUGCAAUUAAUGCAAGAACAAAUGGAGAUAUCAUGACACUAACAGCUGGAGCAGCUACAGCCUUGCGAGGAGCUGCCACACUAAGGGCAAGGCUGCAAAAGACUACAAAAUUUGCUCUAGGAGAGGAAAAGGGUGAAGGAGGCAUCGAAUCUAACAUCUCAUCAGCAUUGAACUUUGUUGCUACAGGAGGGGAACUACUCAAGCGCACAAGAAAAGGAGCUCUACACUGGAAGCAAGUUUCUUUCUACAUAAACUCUAACUGGCAGGUGGUGGCUAAAUUGAAAAGCAAGCAUAUGGCAGGCACAUACACUAAAAAGAAGAUGUGUGUGAUCUCAGGAGUCCAUAGAGACAUCCCAGCAUGGCCUAGAAGGGAGAGGGAAGACAAUGGUGAGCAGAGAGCUUAUUUUGGGAUUAAAACUGCUGACAGAAUAAUAGAAUUUGAAUGCAGAAGUAAAGGUGACAAACAGAUGUGGACAGAUGGAAUCCAGCAUAUGUUGAAUUGUCGUAACAAUUUAGCAUAUUUCUGAGAGAAACUAAGUGGAUUUGAUGGGAAAACUAGAUUUUCAUUUCUGUAAAGCAAUUACGUUGAAAUGUAUAUAUCUGAUUCCCCAGGCACUAGGUUUACUUUCCAAUAAUAGCAACUUCUACACUGCCAUACAAAAAAAGGGGAAAAAAUAUACAAGAUGGGAUUGAGCUUCUCCUUCAAGGUUUUUGUUUGAGAAAGAAAAAGCUUGGCUUGGCAGAUGGCAGCACCUAAUGAUCAAAAUUG